CUGCAGAUAUCGGAGCCGGUGCACUCAUCCAUUGCAAGUACGAGCCACGUGGCGCACGCUUUGUGACACGAGGCCACGAAACCAAACAAAGAAAAACCCGUGGGCCGUGGUCACUCCGUCCGCACGGCGACUGGACUAUACUGCUACCAUGAACCUCGCCGUCGCAGCCGCACUGCCGUCCGUGACGCCACGUACCGGCGUCGUGCUCCCACGGAGCAGUCGCCGACACUGCCCCCGCGGGGUCGUCCCACGCGCGGCCUCGAGCUCCGUUUCCUCCUUUACCUCCCCCUCAGCAGCGGCGGCGCCCAUCUACACGCCCACGCCGCAGGACCGGUCUCUCCGGACGCCGCAUAGCGGGUACCACUUUGAUGGCACGGCUCGACCUUUCUUUGAAGGAUGGUACUUCAAGGUGUCGAUUCCAGAGUGCAGGCAGAGUUUCUGCUUUAUGUACUCUGUUGAGAACCCUCUCUUCCGUGAUGGUAUGAGUGAUUUGGACAAGUUGUUAUAUCGCCCACGCUUUACUGGUGUGGGAGCACAAAUCCUUGGUGCGGACGAUAAGUACAUAUGCCAGUUCUCUGAGAAAUCAAACAAUUUUUGGGGAAGUAGGCAUGAACUAAUGCUGGGAAACACUUUCAUUUCCAAUAAAGAGUCAACCCCACCGCAAGGGGAGGUGCCCCCUCAGGAUUUCUCUAGGCGUGUUUUGGAAGGGUUCCAAGUCACCCCAAUAUGGCAUCAAGGUUUCAUACGUGAUGAUGGAAGGUCAAACUACGUGCCAAAUGUCCAAACAGCUCGCUGGGAGUACAGCACUCGUCCAGUUUAUGGGUGGGGUGAUGUCAAAUCUAAGCAGUUGUCCACAGCUGGAUGGAUAGAAUGGGAUGGAGAACGGUUUGAAUUUGAAAAUGCUCCAUCUUACUCAGAAAAGAACUGGGGCGGAGGUUUUCCAAGAAAGUGGUAUUGGAUCCAGUGCAAUGUCUUCCCAGGAGCUUCUGGUGAAGUUUCUUUAACUGCUGCUGGUGGAUUGAGGAAAAUUGGACUUGGUGAUACCUAUGAAAGUCCUUCACUGAUUGGAAUACAUUAUGAGGGACAGUUUUUUGAAUUUGUACCUUGGACUGGAACAGUAAGCUGGGACAUUGGACUGUGGGGUCUUUGGAAAAUGUCUGGCGAGAACAAAACUCAUCUGGUAGAAAUAGAAGCAACCACUGCAGAAUCAGGAACUGCUCUGCGCGCUCCUACUAUCGAGGCUGGACUGGUACCAGCGUGCAAAGACACCUGCUAUGGAGAUCUAAGGCUACAGUUGUGGGAAAAGAAAUACGAUGGUAGCAAGGGAGAGAUGAUACUCGACGCCACAAGCAACAUGGCAGCACUAGAAGUUGGCGGAGGCCCCUGGUUCAAUGGGUGGAAAGGGACAACUGUUGUGAACGAGGUUGUAAAUAACAUUGUGGGCACGCCAGUCGAUGUAGAGAGCCUCCUCCCAAUCCCAUUUCUUAAGCCCCCAGGCCUAUAGGAUCACCAACGAAUGUCACAAUGAAGAAGUAUCACGGAUAUCAAUGUUGAUCAUACAGUAAAACUGUGCCCAGUUCAAUAAUAAUUCAUGAUUUUUACUUGUUUUUUA
Messenger RNA from Zea mays, 1612 nucleotides. RefSeq names its product sucrose export defective 1. The coding region runs from base 149 to 1504 and encodes 451 amino acids. NCBI's taxonomy places the organism in Eukaryota, Viridiplantae, Streptophyta, Magnoliopsida, Poales, Poaceae. The record is from RefSeq and is a predicted model, not a curated record. Gene Ontology annotation, molecular function: tocopherol cyclase activity. The transcript has 10 exons.